This is a messenger RNA of Symbiodinium sp. CCMP2456, 5943 nucleotides long. NCBI's taxonomy places the organism in Eukaryota, Dinophyceae, Suessiales, Symbiodiniaceae. The record is from the annotation of a GenBank genome assembly.
AUGCUGGCGCCUGCUCAUGCUUGGAGACCUAUCGGGCCUGCCAACCAAAGACUGUUGCAGCCUCGACGCUCGGUUCCGCCUCUGCCAAGCAGACUCAGGGGCAAGGCAAAGAUCGGAGCCGCCAAGGACGGUGGCCUUGAGGCGAAGCCGACCCGGCAGAUCUUCAGUUUGGCGUGGCCAGCUGUGUUGGGAGCAUCAAUCGACCCCCUGCUUUCGCUUCUAGAUACGUACUGGGUGUCGCGAUGCCUCGGAAUGCUCUCCCUGGCCGCUUUGGGCCCUGCUCUGAAUGUCGAGGAUUGGAUGUUCGACAUCCUGAAGACCGUUCAAGUACCCGUGCGCUCGCUGACUUCGGAGUCAGCAGCUGCUGGUCGACCCAAAGAGGUGCAGGAAACCCUGUCGCAGGCAUUGUGCUUCUGCUGGAGAAUCGGGCUUGCCGUUGCCCUUCUCGGAUCCGCGCUUUCGACUUGCCUCUUAAGAUUGUCAUCGGUUGAAGCCUCAUCGCCUUUGCUUGAGCCUGCCAAGGCCUAUCUUGUCCCGCGGCUGUGCGGUGCACCGGGGCUGCUCACAUUGAUCGUUCUUCAGGCGGCGCUUUCGGGUGCCUUCCGCGACACCACCGCAGUGCUGCGCCUGGUCCUGCUGGGCGCCGGGCUCAAUGCGGUGCUGACACCAAUCGGCGUUGCGACUUUGCACGGCGGCACUGCCGGGGCUGCGUGGGCAACGACGGCAGCCUGCUAUGUGUCCGCUGUUGCUGCUUGGAUCCUGGUCGCUCGCAGGCCGUCCAGCGGAGAGCCGUGGUUGCCACCUCCAGGGCAGGUCUUUGCAUCGGCUUUCCUUGGAAAGCCUAGCCCGAACCAGAGCGCCAGCAGUCAGAAGAAUUGGAUGGCUUUGCUAAAGGCAAAUGCCGCAAUGUCUGUGCGAACGUUUUCAUCGCUCACAACAUGGCUUGUAGCUUGUGCCAUCAUCACAAAGAUUGGUGUGGCACCUUUGGCGGCACACACCUGCAUGACGAAAACAUUCCUGAUGCUGCUGUACUUGCUGUACGGCUUCCAGCUUGCAGCACAGGUUUUGGUCAGUGCCGACGUUGUCCGUGGCGACCCCCAGCGUGCCCGCAAGACCGCCGUCCACGCAAUCCGCUUGGGUAUGGUCGUGGCUAGCUUCGCAGCUCUGAGCCUUUGGCUCGGCCACGAUUUCAUUGCGAGUGUUCUUGUUAGGGACCAGACAGUGACAGCGGCGUUUGCCACGCUGGUUCCACCGGCAAUGGCCAUGCUGCUCAUCUACGGUGUGAUGUGGGUGGCUGACGGAGUUCUCUACGGUCUUGGAGAGUAUGUUUGGACGGCCAAGUGCACCUCCUACGCAGGUGCUGCCGCAGUUGUCGUCAUGCUCCUCCUGGCCCGCCGAAACAUCAGUGCGGUCCAAGUUUGGUGGAGCCUGAAUAUCAUGAUGGCGAUCAGAGCUAUCUUUGGAGUCCGGAAGGUUUUCUUCUCUGCCAGCUCUCCCUUAUCGAGGCGCUCACUGCAGCUGGUCCCUGCCGGUGCCGAAAAGGGCAACCCUGGGCAGACGUCGGACGCGCUGUUCGAUGCCUUGGCCGCCGGUGGAACAGAAGUUCGUUGGCCCGACUUCCGCGCGCUCUUCGCACAGCUGGAGCCGUCGCUGUCAGAAGGUCAGCUACAACAGCUCUGGGUUACUUUCGACACGGAUGCGGAUGGUGGCAUCUCUCGGGAGGAAUUCAAGAAGCAGCUGGCCAACGUUGAGGCACUCCGGAGGGUUCUCAAGAUGGGUUGGAAGUGUACGAUCUUGACACUGGUAUGUUUGGCUGAUCCCUUCACCUUUGCAGCUAUGGACCCGCUUUUUCGGUCCGUGGUCCUUAGUUCCAGGCGCUUAGGUUCGUUGAGCGAGGUGGGAGCAGAAGCCGCCGCGGCACUGAAAGGGGCGAAGCAGAAUGUGACCAUUUUUGAGAGCACUACCGCUGGUCUCAUUCAGGCUUCGCUUCAGUCGUUGCCCGGGGCAUCUUCUUACACUACCUGUGGUGCAGUGACGUACGGCAAAGACAAAGCAAAGGCCGUUCUUGGCAGCCUGGAUCUGUCCAUGCCUAGGCCGACGGAUGGGCCGUCUUACAAGGAGUCCAAGCGGCAAUGGACACAGCGUGUGGCGAGACACAAGCGCCAAGAAGUCGGGUCGACUUGGUGCAUUUGCGAAAGCGGGGCAUGUGGCCCAACUUUCACUUUUCCAGAUGUAACAAAAGGCUUCACGGCCAUCUUCGUCUCAGGCCCUGUUGAAAAGGGCCUCUUCGUCGAGUCUGAGACCAACGAGCGGGAAGAGAACAUGUGGGGCUUUACCAAGCUCGCCUUGGAUCUCCUUGCGGAGUGCAUUCGUGAGAGUGCAGAAGCGACGGAGGCGGAGGCGACGGAGGCCACGAAGGUCUUGGUCGCCAAGGAAGACCGCUACGGAGGAGUGGAGGCAGAGGUCUUGGGUUUCCAGAAGGACAGCCCUGUCAGCGCCUUUGCCUCCGAGCUGCGGCAAUCCCUGCAAGCCUGGAGCACGGCAGGAAAGCAGGGUAUCUGGCUAAAGCUGCCACUGGAUGCAGCUGCCUGUGUGGGUCCUGCGGCAGCAGAGGGUUUUGAGUUUCAUCAUGCUAAAGCCGACUACGUGCUGAUGACACGCUGGUUGGGGGAAGGGCCCAGCACUUUGCCAAAGUAUGGUUUCACCCAGGUAGGCGUCGGGGGUGUGGUUCUGAACAGCAAAGGCGAGGUGCUCAUGGUGCAGGAGAGGAUUUCUCCAAUUCCACAGUUUCAAGGAUCCUGGAAGCUGCCCGGUGGAUUGGCGGAUCCCAGCGAGGAUUUCGCAGAGACCGUGGUGCGAGAAGUGCGGGAGGAGACUGGGAUUACGGCCAAGUUCCUGAAUCUGGUGAGUGUACGCCAUAGCCACGGAUAUAGAUUCGGGCAGGAUGACAUCUAUGUGAUUGUCAAGCUGCAGGCAGUCGAGGAGACAAUCUCCAUCGACCCGCACGAGCUCGGCGACGCACGCUGGAUGAACCCGGACCAUGUCAAGUCCUUGAUCGUCGAGGCCGGCCCGCCAUAUGAUGACAGGGUGACAACGAACACCUGGCAGAAUAUUGCUGCCGCGCUCUAUGGCGCAGCGAUUGAGGGGACCCCUCUGCCAAACUCGCGGGGUGGAAAGAUGUCGAUGCUUUACACGGGACUGUUGCCUUUGGGCUGCUUUGGGUGUGAAAAGCAAGUUGCGCAUCCCGUGAAGGAUCAGCUGUUCGAUGCCUUGGCUGAAGCCAGUGGCCGCCAAGACGUGACGUGGUCUGAUUUCCACGCUCUCUUUGCUCAGCUGCUGCCGGAUCUGGCAGAGAGCCAGCUGCAAGAGCUGUGGCAACACUUCGACAAAAAUGGAGACGGCGGUGUCUCCAGAGAAGAGUUCCAUCGCGCUUUGGGCACGGUCAGCAAGUCGGCUGAGGAAGCAGCGCAGGACGUCUGCUCUCGCGUAGCCGCAGCCCUCAUGCGCGAGGGAAAGUCGGUGAUGGAGCUAUUCGAUGCACUCGCAGGGUCGAGGAGCACUGUCCAAUCGAAGGACUUUGCCGACUUCUUCAGAAUCGCCGAGCCGAGCAUCACCCACCAACAACUCGAGCUUCUCUGGCGAACGUUUGACAAGGAUGGGGAUGGCAGCGUCACGCGCGAAGAGUUCCAGUUGGGCUUGCAGCCAGGGUCCUUGGCAGCCCUUGCGCCUGCCAUGCAGGCCGGCGCCACGCCGGAUACGCAAAUCCAGGCGCCUUCAGAUCUGACGUCGGCACUUUGGGCUGCCAUAUCUGAGGUGGCUGCAUUGAGAGCACCGGCUGCGCCAAGAGGAAGCCAAGCCUUGCAACAAGCGGUGCGGCAGCAACUCGCAGCUUUUGACAGCACGCAGACUGGCAUGCUGGAUCCUGCGGCUUUCGCGAAGGCAUUACGCUCCUACAGCCCAACACUGCCAGACGUGGCACUCCAGGUGCUGAGGCAACAAGUCUGUGAAGCUGACGGGACGGUGCAGAUCGCCAAGCUAGUCAGCAAGAUUCUGCAGCCUCCGGAGCCUCCACCGCCAAGAUCUUCCCUGGUGAGGACUGAGGCGCCUGUCACCGAGGCUGGGGGCCCACUCUGGAGCGCGCUGCGCAGGAUCAGACCGGCGCUGCACGAGCGGGGUCUCCGCCUGACCACGGCUUUCCAGCGCUGGGUGCCCUCUUCGAGUUCCCGGCUCUCGAAGGAAUCCCUGGCGCGGGGAGUGGCCUCGCUGGUGGGAAGCGACCUGUCGGAGCAGCAGUUGCGUGCCUUACAUGGUGCGAUGUGCAGAAAUCCCGAUGUGGGGGCAUCCAUGGAGGAGUUCAUCGGCGCAUUCAGCGCUUGUGAGGGCGAAGGCUUUGAAGCCUAUGCUCGUGAGAUGCCCGCAACACAUGGACCCACCCUCCGAAGCUCAGAACUUCCGAUCCGACCCGUCGCUGCCAUGGCGGACCAAGCUGUGGAGAAGACCUGGUCCUCGAAGACCAAGGAGAUCUUCCAGAAGUGGGAUGUGCACAACACUGGGGUGAUCACUCGGAAGCGGCUUCAAGGGCUCCUUUCGCAGGUGGCCGGUAAGGCUGUCACCGAGGAGGAGAUCGAGCGGUGUAUCAGCGAGGCCGAUAAGAACAACAACGGCCUCAUAGAGUACAACGAGUUUCUCGAGUGGCUACAACAGCCUUGUGCGACGGUGCGCAUGGGAUCACAGGGCCUCGAGUAUUUUAGCCUCGAGGCCGCUGUCCGGCCUCUGUAUGAUGUCUAUGACCAGAAUGGGGAUGGCCUGGUCUCAAUGGAGGAGUUUGUACAAUGUCAGACCAUCCUUCAAAACUGCUUGGGCCUCCGGAGUGAGACGGCAGCCCCACUAGAAGACCAGUUCAAGAAGCAGCUGGGGAAGGAAAGCGGCUCAACGAGCCUCUCCGUCUUCGACAACUCACCCAAGCGCGCCUUUGGGCAUGUGGACGCAGACAACAGCAAGGGGAUCACUUUCGAGGAGUUUGUAGACUGGCAGCGGAAGCAGCUGGUAUCAGCACGGACCCCAAGCAAGGAGCUGGAGGAGCUUCUCCCUGCCUUAGCGCGGCAGCUGAAGCGAGUCUUCAAGUUCGAUGAGCAAGGAGAGAAGGAUGGGAGGGAGGAGUGCGAUUCCCGGGUCUUGCAGAAGAUCGUGGACAACCUCGCCAAGAUGUGUAUGGAGAUCUGGUCCAAGAAAGCGGAAGAGGAGACCAAGGCCAAAGACAUCAAAGCUUUCAUGGGCAAGGCCCGCCACUACACCAACCGGUGGACGGAGCCUCCGGUGGGAUUGAAUGUCAAGAAGCUCAAGGCAAAGUUCCUGGCGACGGAGUCCUGCACGAGGGUGACAGAGAACAUGGACUUAGACUUGAUGGUCAUCCCGGUUCUUGCAGAAGGGGAUGAUGUAAACCCUCGCAGUCGAAUAUGGCUGGCUCAGAUCAUCCAGAAGGUGACGAUGAAGGAUGGCAAGGUUCGGGAGGACGAUCCGGUCUACUACGAAUUCGAGUCUUUGUCCUGGCACAAGACGGAUGAAGCCAUGGAGAAGUUCCACACCGCUUUGGAUGCUCUGCCACCCGAGCUUCGCAUGUUCUCGCUUCUGAAGGCCGAAGCUGACUUCGGUCACAAAAUCACUUGGGAGCAAGUCGAGAAGGUCUUGAACAGGUGCCUGAGCCACGGGAUCCUGACUGCCACCCAGAUCUCCGAAUAUACCAGCAGCAUGGAGCUACGCGUGACGAAGGCGUUGAAAGAUGAGGAUCUGCUCUCGGGCAUGUCAGCAGAAGAGUCCAAGAAGAAGAUCCGGGACAGCCUCCUGGCCGUCUCGCAGAGGCCUCAAGACAUCAUGGCCAUGCUCAGUGACUUAAAAAUCUUCAAAGUCAGCUCGGUUUGGGCAGAUUUCAUGACAGCAGACUGA